AGCCCCUUGCCCGGAGCUCGCUUGCCUGCUUGGCCCCCUUCUUCCUCCCUGUGGUUCGCAGCGUCCUGGGGGACCGGCCCCAGAAAGGCGCCAUGGACAUCUUCGGGGACUUAAGGAAGAUGAACAAGCGCCAGCUGUAUUACCAGGUUUUAAAUUUUGCCAUGAUUGUAUCUUCUGCUCUUAUGAUAUGGAAAGGCUUGAUAGUUGUCACUGGGAGUGAAAGCCCUAUUGUGGUGGUUCUGAGUGGCAGUAUGGAACCAGCAUUUCAUAGAGGAGACCUUCUGUUCCUAACCAAUUUCCGGGAAGACCCUAUCAGAGCUGGCGAAAUAGUUGUUUUUAAAGUUGAAGGAAGAGAUAUUCCGAUAGUUCACAGAGUCAUCAAAGUUCAUGAAAAAGACAAUGGAAAUGUCAAAUUUUUGACUAAAGGAGAUAAUAAUGAAGUUGAUGAUAGAGGUUUGUACAAAGAAGGUCAAAAUUGGCUAGAAAAGAAGGAUGUUGUAGGAAGAGCAAGAGGGUUUUUGCCAUAUGUUGGAAUGGUUACCAUAAUCAUGAAUGAUUAUCCAAAAUUCAAGUAUGCUCUUUUGGCUGUAAUGGGUGCAUAUGUGUUAUUGAAACGUGAAUCCUAAAAUGAGAAGCAAUUCCUGGGACUGGACUGAAAUGGAUUCUAUUGAAAAAAUAAAAACUAAUAUAUUUGAAA
This is a messenger RNA of Vombatus ursinus (common wombat), 697 nucleotides long. RefSeq names its product SEC11 homolog C, signal peptidase complex subunit (gene SEC11C). The record is from RefSeq and is a predicted model, not a curated record. Gene Ontology annotation, cellular component: membrane; signal peptidase complex. Lineage: Eukaryota; Metazoa; Chordata; Mammalia; Diprotodontia; Vombatidae. The transcript has 6 exons. Bases 93 to 626 code for a protein of 177 amino acids. Gene Ontology annotation, molecular function: serine-type endopeptidase activity.